AUGUCGUCGAGUGAAAUAAAUAUGCUGAUCGAUAUGGGUUUCAGCGAGUCUAAAGCAAAGGCCGUGGCUUCAUUCUCGUCGUCCGAUGACGAUCUUAAUUUUUAUUUUAGGCUCUUGGCUCAUUCAGAUGAUGCUGAACCAUCAUCUGAACCACCUAUCGCUGAAAGUGCACCCGCAUCUAUUGUUCAAACACCAGACCAAGAAGACACUGCUGAUGCUGGUGGUCAAGUAUCUACUACUGAGAUUGCUAAAUCUAUGAAGUGUGAUAUUUGUGGAAAAUUAUUUAAAUCUAAUUUGGAAGUUGAAAUUCAUGCAACAAAGUCUGGACACGAUAGGUUUUCUGAGAGCACAGAGGAGAAAAAACCCCUUACAGAGGAGGAAAAGAGAGAACAAUUACGAAUAUUGACAGAAAAGCUGAGACAAAAGAAUAAAGAGCGGGAUGAACAAGAAAAGAAAGAUGCACAAGAAAGGGAGAAAAAUAGAAUAAAAUCAGGAAAAGAAAUGGCUCAAGCUAGAAGAAGAUUGGAGGAGUUGGAAAUGAAAAAGAUACUGGAGGAAAGGAAACGCGAGAAAGAAGAAGAGAAACAAGCCCGGCAAAGAGUUAGAGAACAAAUUGAAGCUGAUAAGGCUGCUAGACGUGCUAAAGCUAAUGUUGAUAAAGUGCCAACAGAACCUCCUCCUGUGCCUCUAUCACCAUGUACCACUCCUUCUAAGAAAGAAUAUAACGAAACGAAAUUACAUAUUAGGCUCACUAAUGGAGAGACUUUAACACAGAAUUUUGGUAGUAAGGAACAAUUGUCUGCUGUGAGAUUGUUUAUUGAACUUAAUAGGACAGAUGCACCAGAUUCAUUUAACUUAAUGACAAAUUUCCCAAAGAAAAUCUUUACUGAAGAUGACUAUGAAACUCCACUAAAUGUUUUAGGCCUAGUACCAUCUGCAGUUUUAAUUGUGCAGAGGAAAGUGGAAUGAACGUCGUAAAUAUCAACUAUUAUUUGCCAUGCAAUCAGUAAUAACAAUUUCUAAGCUAAUAUGUCAUUGUAAAAUAUUCUGCAAAUUGUUUAUGAAAAAGGCAGCAUUUUAAAACGUCUCUUAUUAUAAAACAUUUUCCAUUUGUAAUUAAUG
Messenger RNA from Habropoda laboriosa, 1122 nucleotides. Its product is annotated as UBX domain-containing protein 1. The record is from RefSeq and is a predicted model, not a curated record. NCBI's taxonomy places the organism in Eukaryota, Metazoa, Arthropoda, Insecta, Hymenoptera, Apidae. The coding region runs from base 1 to 969 and encodes 322 amino acids. The transcript is spliced from 6 exons. Gene Ontology annotation, molecular function: protein binding.